This is a messenger RNA of Paramisgurnus dabryanus, 3801 nucleotides long. It is a transcript of the gene fzd7b, whose product is annotated as frizzled class receptor 7b. Gene Ontology annotation, biological process: canonical Wnt signaling pathway; non-canonical Wnt signaling pathway. NCBI's taxonomy places the organism in Eukaryota, Metazoa, Chordata, Actinopteri, Cypriniformes, Cobitidae. The record is from RefSeq and is a predicted model, not a curated record. Gene Ontology annotation, molecular function: Wnt-protein binding; Wnt receptor activity. Gene Ontology annotation, cellular component: plasma membrane.
CUGUGGCAAUGUGGAGUAUCAACUUCACACAGAUCGAGCAGGAGACGCAACAGUAGUGGAAGAGAAACUUUCUUACAUUGUGUUUUACCAAAGAGGAGUUUGCGAAUUGUUUUGAUGAAAUAUGCGGAGAAGUCUGGAAAACCGGGUCAUGAAUACCUGAAUGCGAGACGAUAAACUGUUGGAAGAGUUUGGGAUUCGCCUCGUACGAGUCAUUGGACGCGUGCGCGAACUCAAGGGAUAUCAAACUCCUGCACGAGCCCGAUUUUCGCAGAAUAAAGCGAUCAAUGAUGGCGGUGCGGGGAGUCACUCCGUGCGUUCGGGAGGCGCGCUGCGCGUUCACCACGCUUUUGUUGCUCGUGUUGUGUUCCGCCCAGUAUCACGGAGAAAAGGGCAUCUCCGUACCCGAACACGGCUUUUGCCAACCCAUAUCUAUUCCACUGUGCACGGACAUUCAGUACAACCAAACCAUCAUGCCAAAUCUCCUGGGGCACACCAACCAGGAGGACGCUGGACUGGAGGUGCACCAGUUUUACCCGCUGGUAAAAGUCCAGUGUUCUCAAGAUUUGAAGUUCUUCCUCUGUUCGAUGUACGCACCGGUGUGUACGGUUCUGGAACAGGCCAUACCGCCCUGUCGGUCGCUGUGUGAACGUGCGAGGCAAGGAUGUGAGGCUCUCAUGAACAAAUUCGGUUUCCAGUGGCCGGAGCGCCUUCACUGUGAGAACUUUCCAGUGCACGGAGGUGGAGAAAUCUGCGUGGGACAGAACAAAUCAGACCCCGACGUCCCCACCACAGACCCCGCGCCAUAUAUACCGCACCCCUUUACGCCACGCAUGAAUGCGGAACGCCCGAGUCAGGCAUUCGCCUGUCCUCUUCAACUUUCAGUUCCUUCCUACCUCAAUUAUCAGUUUUUGGGUGCGAAAAACUGCGGGGCCCCCUGUGAGCACAAGCAGCCACAUGGGCUUAUGUACUUUAAGGAGGAAGAGGUCCGAUUCGGUCGGCUCUGGGUAGGAAUCUGGGCCAUCCUGUGCUGUGUGAGUACCCUGUUCACGGUUCUCACGUACCUUGUCGAUAUGCGCCGGUUCAGUUACCCGGAACGCCCAAUCAUCUUUCUCUCCGGGUGUUACUUCAUGGUGGCGCUGGCUUACGCGACUGGCUUUCUCCUGGAGGAUAAGGUGGUCUGUAUUGAUAAGUUCAGGGAUGAUGCGUACAAGACUGUGGCCCAGGGAACGAAAAAAGAAGGCUGCACCAUUCUCUUCAUGAUUUUGUAUUUUUUUGGCAUGGCCAGUUCAAUUUGGUGGGUCAUCCUGUCUCUCACCUGGUUCCUCUCUGCUGGAAUGAAAUGGGGGCAUGAGGCUAUCGAAGCCAAUUCCCAAUAUUUCCACCUGGCUGCCUGGGCCGUUCCCGCCAUUAAAACCAUCACCAUCCUCGCUUUGGGACAGGUGGACGGGGACCUCCUGACCGGCGUGUGCUACGUUGGCAUCUACAACGUAGACGCGCUGCGUGGAUUUGUUCUCGCCCCCCUUUUUGUUUACCUCUUCAUCGGAACGUCUUUCCUUCUGGCUGGAUUUGUCUCUCUGUUCCGAAUCCGUACCAUCAUGAAGCACGACGGCACCAAGACGGAAAAACUGGAGAAGCUCAUGGUGCGCAUCGGGGUUUUCAGCGUCCUCUACACCGUUCCGGCCACCAUCGUCAUCGCCUGUUACUUCUACGAGCAGGCGUUUCGUGAGCAGUGGGAAAAAACCUGGCACAUGCAGACCUGCAAGCGCUUCGCGGUUCCGUGCCCGCCCAACAACUUUGCGCCCAUGACGCCUGAUUUCACUGUGUUUAUGAUCAAGUACCUCAUGACAAUGAUCGUAGGAAUCACAUCAGGAUUUUGGAUCUGGUCUGGAAAAACGCUACAGUCCUGGCGCAGGUUUUACAAGCGUCUGGGUAACAAUCAAGGGGAGACAACGGUGUAAACCAGACUUUAUAGACUGCAUUUGAGAAACACAGGUCACUAUCGGAAGGAGCUGCAGUUAGGUCAUGUGCAACACUACAUCAUGCUGAUGGUUAAAGACACUUUGUGUGAGCCCAGCGUGAUGCUUUUCCCAUUUCAAGUAAUGUGUUAUGAUAAAAUGAAAUGUGCCAAGACACUUAUAACAUGAAAAGCACAACUCCAAAGAAUAUGCAUUUUUCGAAUGGACUACAUUUUUAAAAGAUGUUUUUAAAGCCUUAUGCCUUGUUAAGAGCUAAUUAUGUUAUGUAAAUGACGAUUUAAUACCCGUUUCAUAUGCAUGUGGGAUCUAUAUGGCUGAGUUUUGUUAUCAAGAGGUUUUCACAUCCCACAGCGGCCAAAAAUGUCUGCAAUGUAGUCUUGUGCCUUGCAGUACCUGUCAAUUUCCAUUGUUGAAUGUCUGUCUUGUUUUCUACCACAAUUUUUGGCAAUUUUCCUCAUAAAUUACAUAUUUUAGUAUAUCUCAGUACAGAUGGCCAUUUAUUUAGAUUUUAGUAGUUAAAUUGAAUGGUCACAAGUUGCUUAUUCAUCCACGUUUUUAUAUGAACUCGUGUCUCAUGAAGUAAUUUAACACUCCGGUACGUAUAGUGGUCGACGGGAUUAUAAAUGUUUAGAAGAGAAGUACAUGGUACCAGAUUUCAUUUUUUUGUAAAUAUCACAAUACUGUCAAAAGACGUAUGAUGUAUUUAAGCAGAUAAAUUGCAGGAUUAUGGCCUUUUCCACAGUUUCACUUAAUAAAGUGAUUAGAUUUUUAAAAAGCUGUUUCGAUUGGCCUGCUUUUAUUUUUACAAAUGGUGUCCUGUGUAGUUUCACACAGACAGACGUCAACAUUCUUUCCACCAAACAGUUGUUAGCAAGUAAUCAAAGCCGUUAGCGGAAUAAUUUACUACAUACCGUCAGGAAAAAGUUUAAACUGGGGCAGUACCGUUACAAAAAGUACAUCUUUGCACCUGGAGAGUUCACAUUACUGUACCUUAAUGAUACAUAUUGGGACUUUUUAAAAGGGUACCGUCCCAGUGACAAGCUAAGAAAACAAAAGGGUAAUGAGAGAGUAAACAUUGCUGCAACAAAAAGAAGAAACAAAGUGAUCCUUCGUGCUUUAAAAUAACAGGAUAUAAUCAGAGAUGGUGUGAGGUUUGCCACCCUGCCUCUGGGACAGCAGGAAGUCCUAAGAUGUACCAAAACAUAAGAUCCCUUCCUCUCCGGAUGAAACUGGAUCUUGUUUCAUUCUUUAGGUGAGGGGAAACGCCCCAUCCCUUGGCCCCUUCUGUUUUUCAGGGGGUUGUUUUUCUGUUGGGGCAUUCGGAGGGUGGUGUUUUUAGGGGGUGGUGUCACACUAUCCGUACACGCUGAAGGAGGAAUCUAGGCUAUUUGUAUUUGAAAUACUGUGUUUGAAGGAUUUUCCAAUGCGACAAAAAUACCCCUGCAAAGCCAAUCCGUGUUUUAAAACGCUAACAAUGUGCACGGCUUAAAAAUGGAUAUGGAGCGUACAUGAAAUUUUCCUGUGUAAGGUGAUCUUUUUGUGCAGGUAUGUGUGUGUGUUAUUGGAUGUGUUUGCACAAGUGCCUCUGGGGAUGUGAAGUGUAAAUUUCACAGCAUGUGCAGCCAAGACUUGUCCAUCAAUCGGAUAGACGGUUGGGUUUAUGGAAUUUUUUUCAACAGUGUAAACCGUCCGCGCACACACAUUAUAUGUAGGUUUACUGCGGUAUAUGGGUCAUUCUUAGAAAUCUGCUAUUUGUAUGUUGUUUUUUCUUGAUUUAUUACCUGUAUACUUAACAGAAUACGGAAGAAAGUCAUGUUAUUUAUUG